Molecule: messenger RNA, 717 nt
Organism: Oikopleura dioica
Lineage: Eukaryota; Metazoa; Chordata; Appendicularia; Copelata; Oikopleuridae
Source: the annotation of a GenBank genome assembly
AUGUGCGCCUGGAUGACAGAGCCCUACCUCGAAAGCAUCGACAUAAGAAAAGAAGAUGUGCCGAUGUUGACAUUCAUCGACAGCAGCGAUCCCGAAUGUCAAGCACGUGACCUGGGAGCGCUGGAAGGAAUGCCAGAGGAUUGGCAUUUCUGGCUCUGGUGCUCGAGAGAAGAGACAGAAGAAGAACACGCUAAUGAGGAACCAGAAUAUGAUGAAUAUGGCGAACCGAUUCCCGAAGAUGGCCUUUCUCAUUACACAUGCGGGACGAAGACGAUUAUUCAUCAAGGAGAAACAGGCGACGAAAUAACGUCUGCAUCAUGGCCAUUGGCCAAUUGGCAAAUCGAGCCGCAUAUCCAGCACAGUAACAAUAUCAGCACGAGCGACCCUUUUCAUAUGCGACAGAUUACACUUCCAAUCGAGUGCGAAUGGCCGACGACUGCUCCUGGGGAUGAUCCGAUGGGGUUCAAUUUUGCGCGCAGUGGAGGACCUUCCUACUUCAAGACUGUUUCCAACAUCGACCUGACCGUCGAGAUUCAGCUAUUCAAGGAUGCCCAGUUUACUGAUCCGUAUGGAGAAAAGCCUCAGUUUGUGCUUCAAGGAGAAAAGGAAAUUUUCAUUUCCGUCAAGUUUGUACAGCAAGUUCCAAACGAUGUCGCCAUGCACCUCGUUCAUCUUUGGGCCUCACCAGGUAAAUUGACUUCAGUCAUGACUCAGUAA